CAUGAAGCUACAUCCAUGGGCCACCAGGCCUGUGUGAGCUAACUGCUGUGGGAAGGAGCCAAAGUGGACAGUCUGAAGAAGGCUGAGUGAUGGUGUCCCCUGCUAUCGCCCUGGCUUUCGUCCCCCUCCUGCUGACACUGAUUAUCAGGUACCGCUACUACUUUGUGCUGUUCUACCGGGCGGUGCUGGUGAGGAUAUGGAAGGAUUGUGUCACCGGUCUGACCCGGGAGGAGCGAGCCUACCAGUAUGUUCUCACCCAUGCCACCCCUGGAGACCCUGACAGCAUCCUGGACGCCUUUGAUAUGUGGUGCAGCAAGGUGGAAUACAUCAGCAACAUUGGGCCUAAAAAAGGGCAGAUCCUGGACCGGCUGCUGAUGGAGCAGAGUCCUCUGACAGUGCUUGAGCUGGGUGCCCACUGUGGGUACAGCACCGUGCGGAUCGCCCGGGCUCUUCCCCUGGGUGCCAGGAUCUACAGCAUUGAGAUGGACCAGAGGAAUGCUGCCAUUGCUGAGAAAAUCAUCCGCCUGGCAGGGUUUGAUGAUGACACGGUGGAACUGAUUGUGAAUCCAUCAGAUGAAGUGAUCCCUCAGCUGCGGUCUGACUUUGGUUUGGAGAGGCUGGAUUUUGUCUUCAUGGACCACUGGAAGAAAUGCUACCUUCCAGAUCUGCAGAUGCUGGAGGGCUGUGGUCUGCUAGGCAAAGGAUCCAUGAUCGUGGCCGACAACGUGCUGUUUCCUGGGGCUCCAAAAUUCCUCAGAUACCUCCGCAAGAGUGGCCUGUAUGAGUGGAAGAUCCACCGGGCCACACUGGAGUACAGCAAGGGCAUCAGGGAUGGGAUGGCAGAGCUGGUGCACCAGGGAAUCAAGUAGACUACACAGACUGGGACAGAUGUCAAACGUUAUAGACAUCAUUUAAGAGUGGCAGGGGUUGAUUUGAUGAUGAUAUGUCCCACGUUAAAAAACAUUUUUUAGAAUAACUGUGAUGGAGAAGAGAACUGUAAAUUCUUCCAAACUGUUACAUUCAAUUCAUAACUGAGGUAUCUAGUCUUUCACAGAUCUGUAAUAUCUCAACUGAAGGUGCCGUGUAAACAUCUUCCACAAACUCUGCAAUACCUCACUACCAGCACCCCCUCCUGGUUUAAACAAAAACCAGGAAAAGAAAUCGUCAUGUAACCAUUUAGUAACCUAGUUACUACAGAGACACAAUUGAUUAAUUUCAGUUGGGGACCAUUAUCACACGUCACCCCUCUCACUCUCCCCCAUGUUUCCAGUCACUUGCCACUGUCUGCUAUUUAAUAAUGGCAAAUAUGUAGAAAGAAAAAAAAAACGCAAAAGAGCAAAUUCAAUAAUAAAUAUUUUAUGCAAAACUACACUCAAGGUCAUGUCAUUAUUACUGAGUUACAAAAGUCCUUUGUGCACAAGUUUGAUAUUACUUCAUUUCAGGAGGAAAAUUUAACCUUUACUUGAGUAAAGUCUUUGCUGACAUUCAGCUAAGUGUUAAAUUUCAUUAAUUCUUAAUUGUCACUGAUUGAAUUGACAUCGCUGCCACCCAAAUUCUGAUUCAUACCAUUUAUC
Molecule: messenger RNA, 1574 nt
Organism: Thunnus maccoyii (southern bluefin tuna)
Lineage: Eukaryota; Metazoa; Chordata; Actinopteri; Scombriformes; Scombridae
Gene: tomt
Product: transmembrane O-methyltransferase
Exons: 5
Coding region: 90-869 (259 amino acids)
Biological process (GO): dopamine metabolic process; developmental process; catecholamine catabolic process
Molecular function (GO): catechol O-methyltransferase activity
Source: RefSeq, a predicted model, not a curated record